Messenger RNA from Fusarium vanettenii 77-13-4, 3062 nucleotides. RefSeq lists its product as uncharacterized. Gene Ontology annotation, molecular function: ubiquitin protein ligase activity; protein binding. Bases 1 to 2445 code for a protein of 814 amino acids. The record is from RefSeq and is a predicted model, not a curated record. The transcript has 6 exons. NCBI's taxonomy places the organism in Eukaryota, Fungi, Ascomycota, Sordariomycetes, Hypocreales, Nectriaceae. Gene Ontology annotation, biological process: ubiquitin-dependent protein catabolic process.
AUGACCAGUCGCACCGAUUCCGGGCUGCCCAAUUCCUCUGUUGACAUCAUCCUAGUUAUCGCCGCCGACGGUCUCUAUAAGAGGGAUGUUUUCCGCUUCCCCGACCCCUUCGCCGUCGCAACCAUCAACGGAGAGCAGACGAAGACGACGACCGUCAGCAAGAGGACUCUCAACCCGUACUGGAAUGAGAGCUUUGACUUCCGUUCCAACGAAGAUAGCAUUUUGGCAGUCCAGGUCUUUGACCAAAAAAAGUUUAAGAAGAAGGACCAAGGUUUCCUGGGCGUCAUCAAUAUCCGAGUUGGAGAUGUCAUGCCCGAACUGAGUGCGGACGCUGACGACCAGAUGCUUACACGAGAUCUGAAGAAAUCAACCGAUAACCUUGUUGUUCAUGGCAAGCUAAUCAUUAACCUUUCUUGCAACCUCAGCGCCCCUGCUCGCGGUGGUCAAGCAUCGUCAACUCGACCCUCACUCGGCGCCGGCCCCUCGAACCUUUCCUCCCUCUCCGCACCCCCCUCAGAGAACCGCCCAGGAUCCUCCAUGUCCGGACCAAAUGGAGCUGCCAGCUCGCAGGUCAACCUGCCGCACCGGCCUUCCAGCAUCAACUCUGUUGGCGGCGCCAGCGCUCCUGGGCCAAAUGCCGGUGGACAACCUCGGCAGUCAAACCAGUUGAGUCCAUUCGAGGAUGCACAGGGGCGUCUGCCUGCUGGUUGGGAACGCCGUGAAGACAACCUCGGACGUACUUACUACGUUGACCACAAUACUCGAACGACGAGCUGGAACCGUCCGACUUCGACUGGCACCCAGCAGGAACAGCGAAACGACAGAGAGGCGGCCACUCAGGUGGAGCGACAGAGACACCAGAACCGUACCCUACCUGAGGACCGAACUGGCUCCAACUCGCCUACUCUUCAAGCACAGCAGCCUCAGCAAUCAUCAUCCCCGACCGCUAACGCCGGCGCGGUGAUGCACACCGGGGCUACAAGCCCAGGCUCUGGCGAGCUACCACCAGGAUGGGAACAGCGAUGGACGCCUGAGGGUCGACCCUACUUUGUUGAUCAUAACACCAGAACUACCACUUGGGUUGAUCCGCGCCGACAGCAGUAUAUCCGCAUGUACGGUGGCCAGAACAACGCCAACGGACAGAUUCAACAACAGCCAGUAUCGCAACUCGGCCCCCUUCCAAGUGGCUGGGAGAUGCGCUUGACGAACACAGCUCGUGUCUACUUCGUCGACCACAACACUAAGACCACAACCUGGGACGACCCACGACUUCCGUCAUCACUCGACCAGAACGUUCCUCAAUACAAGCGAGACUUCCGAAGAAAGCUCAUCUACUUCCGUUCCCAGCCGGCGAUGCGCAUUCUCAGUGGACAGUGCCAUAUCAAGGUGAGGCGAUCUCACAUCUUUGAGGACUCGUUUGCGGAAAUUACUCGCCAAUCGGCUACGGAUCUGAAGAAGCGGUUGAUGAUCAAGUUCGACGGUGAGGAUGGUUUGGAUUACGGUGGUCUCUCGCGAGAGUUCUUCUUCCUCCUUUCACACGAAAUGUUCAACCCCUUCUAUUGUCUGUUCGAGUACUCGGCCCACGACAACUACACCCUCCAGAUCAACCCUCACUCUGGAAUCAACCCGGAACAUCUGAACUACUUCAAGUUUAUUGGCCGUGUCGUUGGUUUGGCUAUCUUCCACCGCCGAUUCCUGGACGCCUUCUUCAUUGGCGCCCUCUACAAGAUGAUGCUUGGAAAGGCAGUCGCUCUUGCGGACAUGGAGGGUGUUGAUGCCGACUUCCACCGAUCUUUGCAGUGGAUGUUGGACAACGAUAUUUCGGGUGGGAUUUUGGAGCAGACGUUUUCGACCGAGGACGAGCGCUUUGGAGUCAUGACAACGGAGGACCUCAUUCCCAACGGACGAAACAUUGAUGUCACCAACGAGAACAAGAAGGAGUAUGUUGAUCUCAUGGUCAAGUGGCGAAUCGAGAAGCGCAUUGCAGAGCAGUUCCAGGCGUUCAAGGAGGGCUUCCAAGAGCUCAUCCCUCAAGAUCUCAUCAAUGUCUUUGAUGAGCGUGAGCUUGAGCUUCUGAUUGGCGGUAUUGCUGAGAUCGAUGUCGAUGAUUGGAAGAAGCACACCGACUAUAGAGGAUACACUGAGUCGGAUGAGGUUGUCCAGAACUUCUGGGCGACGGUGCGCUCGUGGGAUGGAGAGCAAAAGUCUCGACUACUACAGUUCACAACGGGUACUUCCCGAAUCCCUGUCAACGGAUUCAAGGAUCUUCAGGGCAGUGAUGGCCCCCGACGAUUCACGAUUGAAAAAGCAGGAGAGAUUACCAACCUACCCAAGGCACAUACUUGUUUCAACCGACUCGACUUGCCCGCUUAUAAGAGUCUAGAAAUGCUUCAACAGAAGCUCACGAUUGCUGUUGAAGAGACAAUGGGCUUUGGCCAGGAGUAGACGAGACGACAAAGGCACCACUGUUUGGUGGAGAUAUUGAACUUGCAACAUUUACACUACCUAAAGGCGACUGCUGUGGCGUUGCCCUUCAAGACAGCGACCUCUUCUCUCUGCCCCUUCCUCUCGCUCACACACACACAAACUGUUUUGGGUAUUUGCUUUGGUUCAAAGAGUGGACAGACCUGGGUCGUUUGGCGCUGGUGGAUUAAUUGACGUUCAACAUGCGAUUGAUGCAACCCCUGUUUCCCUCUCUGCGCAAGCUCAGAAGCGUAGCGUAUAGACCAGGGACGGCAUCCAAGCCUCGUCGCCCUAGCGGACGAGAUGGGCAUGCCUCGUUGGGUUUGCUCUGUGGUGGGACGCCCUCGUGGGCAUUGUGGAAUUCUUACUCUACAGCUUAAUCGAGGUGGACACCAGAAUCGACGGGGCCCAAGCAAGGAUGAAUGGUGAUCGAUGCUGUUUUGACAACUGGAAAAGAGAGUCUGUACCUCUGUGUAUUACGUACGAUGUCGACGGACGAGACGGAUGGAGCCAGCGAAUUUAGGCGGAGGGAAAGAUAGGGUUCACAGCGCCUCCUUUUUUAACAUUCAUCAUAUACUAUACAAGAACGUUCACUACGU